AUGAAAGAAACUGGGGAUGGAGAUUCGGUAGACAACUACGUUUUGACCCUUGGUAGUGAUGUUUCAAUGGUGCAUGUUUGUUUUUCUGGUGGUAGCCCCAAACAGACAUUUUCCCAAAAGUAUAAAGAGCAAAGCUUCUUUGUUAGCCCACACCGGAUUGUCAAAUAUCAGCCACGGGAGAUAGUGGUGGCGAACUUCAACAACCUCCAUGGCCAAUUUGUGAUAGAUAGAGGCGCCAUGGCAUUUUAUGGAAGAUAUGGCAGAGCUAAAAAUGGCAGAUUUCCACCAUCUUCCAUCGAUAGCACUGUGUUAUUUUCUUGUUACUUACUAGAACAGGAUUCUUGGCACAACAACUAA
This is a messenger RNA of Vicia faba (fava bean), 357 nucleotides long. The record is from the annotation of a GenBank genome assembly. Lineage: Eukaryota; Viridiplantae; Streptophyta; Magnoliopsida; Fabales; Fabaceae.